Molecule: messenger RNA, 882 nt
Organism: Rhizophagus irregularis DAOM 181602=DAOM 197198
Lineage: Eukaryota; Fungi; Glomeromycota; Glomeromycetes; Glomerales; Glomeraceae
Source: RefSeq, a predicted model, not a curated record
AUGUGGGAAUGGGGAAAGAAAGAUGAAGAAAAGGGAGUCAAGUUCGAUUCUUCAGAACUCGACAUGAAACUUAGGCAUGCUAUCUAUGAUAAGAAGAAGAACACCUUUUCUAAUCAAAAUAUUGAUGAAACACAAAUCGUUCUUAAAUUGUCAGAAAAUUUUGACAAUACUGCAUUCACUUCCGAACCACUACCAGAUGGAAUAAUCUACGGAAUAUCAACACAGGAUAUAUUGAUACAAGAUUCAUACUUGCAGAUGAUUGAAGAGAUUGAAUGUGAUCGUAAAGAUGGAGUAACAAAAGGAUGCACCCUAAUUGGAUCACCUGGCAUUGGAAAACUCCUUAAACUUAUAAUAAGUCACUUAAUGAUAAAGUCUGCUUGUUCUGAAGGAGGAACUGGUUAUGUACCUUCUUUAUAUCUUGCUUUCUAUCUAACUCGUCGGUAUACCUCAGCAAAUAUCAUUUACCAACAACCAGAUGGAGGAAAUGUCACCGUUACUCUUCUUAUUAAUCAACAAAACAGAAGUGUAAUUAAAUUUCCUGGUGGUUUGGAGAUGAAGACCCAUACAAAAAAUAGUUUCUAUAUUGCAGAUUCUAUAGCUCCUUCAUUAUGUAAAACAAUAUAUACAUUUUUGAGAAGGAAAUUUGGGAUGUUUGCGAAUGGAAUGAGUAGUAUAGGAAGCAAAUAUCUAAAGCUCAAGUUAAGGAAUUGGUUAGGAUAUGGGGUUGCAUACCAUGAAGAAAGGGGUGAUUUAAAUGAUAAUUAUACCGGAAAAGCAAUAUACAUUACUCCUAAUUCUGAUUUUACAGAUAGAAAAUAUGUUCCCGUUUCAACAGAAAUAUGCGAGGCCAUGUACGGACAUCAUGAAAGAAAAGCUUAUUGA